CUUCGUGAAUACUGAGUGGGAAGCACAAGGAUGCAGUCUGGCAUGGAGGAGAUCCCAGUUAAAGUGGCAGUCCGAGUCAGACCCCUGCUUUCCAAAGAAAUACUUCAUAACCACCAAGUGUGUGUCAGAUUAGUCCCAAAUGCUAAACAAGUUAUCAUUGGAAAGGACCAUGUCUUCACUUUUGAUUUUGUAUUUGGCAAAAACUCAACCCAAGAAGAAGUUUAUGCUGUUUGUAUUAAGCCUCUUCUGGUGUCUCUGACUGAAGGAUACAAUUCUACAGUGUUUGCAUAUGGACAGACUGGUUCUGGGAAGACUUACACCAUCGGUGGUGACCACAUUGCAUCAGUUGCAGUGGAUGAAAGGGGCAUAAUCCCACGGGCUAUUCAGGAAUUAUUUAAUCAUAUUUCUGAACAUCGUAAUAUUAACUUCUGUGUGAAGGUAUCCUAUAUAGAGGUUUACAAGGAAGAACUUCGAGAUCUGUUGGAUUUGGAGACCUCCAUGAAAGAUCUACAUAUUCGAGAAGAUGAGAAGGGAAAUACAGUGAUUGUCGGUGCUAAGGAAUUCCAGGUAGAAUGUGCAGAUGAAGUGAUAAGCCUGCUGGAAAGUGGCAAUGCAGCUCGUCACACAGGCACAACACAGAUGAAUGAGCACUCUAGUCGAUCUCAUGCCAUUUUUACCAUCAGUAUUCAUCAGAAGCAGUCUGCAGAGUAUCAGAAUGCUGCACAGGAUUCGAUCGCUUCAAAGUUUCAUUUUGUGGAUUUGGCAGGAUCAGAGAGGGUAGCAAAGACUGGAAAUACUGGUGAACGCUUCAAAGAAUCAGUUCAGAUCAAUAGUGGUCUCUUGGCCUUGGGAAAUGUCAUCAGUGCCCUUGGAGACCCAAAAAGAAAAAGUGUACAUAUUCCAUACAGGGAUGCUAAAAUCACUCGUAUUCUGAAAGACUCCCUUGGAGGAAAUGCCAAGACUGUUAUGAUAACAUGUAUAAGUCCAUCCUCACUGGACUUUGAUGAAUCUUUAAAUUCCCUCAAAUAUGCCAACAGAGCAAAAAACAUUAGAAAUAAACCAGUAGUAAAUUACAACCCAGAAAAAGACCGAAUUGAUGAAAUGGAACUUGAAAUCAGAUUGCUUCGGGAAGCUUUGCAGAGCCAGCAGGUCAGUAAUCAGCAUUUACAUGAUUUAAAUGAAGAAAAAGCCCGUAUCAGUUCACUUGAGGAGCAGCUUACUCGCCUUCAGGUUCAAUACUUCAGUUACAGAAAUUGUGUAGAUGAAGCUUUACCUUUUCUGGUUGAUUUGAAUGAUGAUGUUAGCUUAAGAAGAAGUCAGCGGGACAGGUUGCAGAGCUGGAUCACAAUGGUGCAGAAAGUAAGGAAGGAAGCUCUCACCAUCCAGGAGACUGACACAGGGCCUGAGACCAGCCCAGUACCACAUCAUAUUACAAUUCUUCAGCUGAAGAGGGAACUAAAAAAAUGCCAGCAGGUACUAGUUAUGGAUGAAGAACUGUUUAGCCAGAAGAAUCAUGAAGUGCAGAUACUGCAGAAUCAGAUAAAGACAUUAUUACAAGAAAAGAAAGAACAACAGGAAUUUUUAAAGGAGGCUCAAGAAACACAAAGAUUACAGACUGAGAAAAUGGUUGAACAGCACAUAGUCAUUAAUCAGCUAAAAUUGAAAUUAGAGAAGUUUACAGAUGUGAAAGCUUUAGAUUUCCCAAGUGCUUAUGAAGAUGGGCCAGCUGUCAUGGCAUUUGCUAGGAGGCACUACAGUGUCCCAGUCACAAAAAACCUGCUACGCCAUCUUCACCUGCCUUCAGAGACAGAGAUCCAAAAGGGGUAUGCCAACCCUCCCAUCUUGUCUCUGGCCCAGAUAAUGGCAGAAUUCCAUAUUCGCAGGCAGAUUAUACUGAGCAAGUUAGAAGAUCAAGAUAAAGUCCUUCACUGCCACCUCUCUGAUCAGAGUGAUGAAGAGGAAGACAAUGCAGGCAGCGAAGAGAAAACCUCAUAUAAGUAUUCCAUAAACCAAACAUGGACACAAAAUCAUACUUCUCUGUGCUUCCUUCCUGGUGUAAGUGACAUGAAAUGUCGAGUAGACAAAUCUGGUUGGUCUAAUAAAUCUGCGCUACAAACCGACACAACUACAGGUCAAGAGAUUGACAGCCUCCAGAAGAUCCAUGUUUUUAAUGUGCAGAAGUUAAAGAAUUCAGAGUUGAGACUUGCUAAGGCUGAGCAAAAAAUAAGAGAACUUGCACUUGGUAUCAAAAGGAAAGAGGAACUUAUUAAGGAGUUAGUAAGAACAGGUAAGGAUGCUCAGUCUGUAAGCAGGCAGUAUUCUUUGAAGAUAAGUAAACUGGAGCAAGAAAUUGAGUGGGCCAAAAGAGAACUGGCUGAAACACAAAAGCAGCUUCAGGAGCUGGACAGUAAAGAGCUGAGAGAUAUUCCUGAGAAAGUCAUGUUACAGAAAGAGUGCCAGAAGAAGAUGGAGGCAGCUAAGUUGAAAGUGCAGACCUUACAGAGGAAGCAGCAAGACACCAAGAAUUUGGCUUCAUUAUCUAACCAAAGUGAGAGAGAAGCAAGAGAACUUGAGCAGAAAGUGGCUCAGAUGAAGCAUCAGCAAUCCCAGAUACAGAAGAGACUGUGUGAGGAGAGGGAAAAGAAGAGGCAACUGGAAGCAGAGCUUCAGCAGGACCAGCAACAAAUUAAAGAACUUCAACUUAAGAUGGAGCAACAACAGAAGAUCCUUAAAAUUAAGGAUAAAGAAAUUGCUGCUUUUAAAAAGAAGAAAAAUAACUCAGUGGGAGCUCCACAGAAACUACAGAAAUUAGAAGAGCAGAAGAAGUGGCUGGAUGAAGAAAUGGAAAGAAUUCUUCAACAGCACCAACAGCUAGCAGAACUAGAAGAAGAUUUAAAGAAGAGAGAAGCCAUUGUAGCAAAAAAAGAAGCAUUAUUGCAAGAGAAAAGCUACCUGGAAAUCAAGAAACUGAGAUCUAGCCAGGCUUUGAACAAAGACAGUAUGAAAUUGUCUACCCGCUUAAGUAUGCUGGAUCAGGAGCUGUGUGAUAAAAGUAUGCAGCUUCAGGGCAGCACCACUGAUAAGUCAGACCUUUUGGAAAAAAUUCAGGCUCUCCAAAUGGAAAGGGAUCGGCUGCUCAGAAGGAGAAAUAGUAUGGAUGAGAAACUGAAAGAUGGUAAAGUGUUGUCAACUGAAGAAGAACAUACUCUUUUCCAGCUAGAAGAAGGAAUUGAAGCCCUUGUAGCUGCAAUUGAUUACAAGAAUGAAAGUAUUCAUAAUCGCCAGCACGCACUUUGGUCAUCUUCUCAGAAUCUUUCACAGAGCAAGCAUAAUGUAAUAGGGAAACUGGUUUCCCUGUCUGCUGCUGAGCUCAGAGCUAUCAUCAUCAGUUAUUUCAACAAGAUUGUUAGCCUUCGUGAGUCUGAACGAAAAUUACAAGUGCAGAUUGAAGAACAGGAAAUGAAGUCCCUACAUCAGAAAAACAUGAUGCGUGAAUUAGAAUCUGCACUUGAACACAUCAAGUUGCAGUGUGACAGGCAGCUGACACACCAGCGCCAAGAACAUGAGAAAAAAAUACAGUUUAUACUGAAUAAUUUCAAAGAACAAAAUAGUGAAGGCAUUGCAGAAACCCUGAAAGGAUAUGAAGUAAAAAUCCAGCAACUGGAAAAAGACUUAUUUUUCUAUAAGAAAACCAGCAGAGAGCUGAAGAAGAAAUUGAAGGGCCUUCUUGGAGAGUCAUCUAAAUAAUUAUUGUCAUCCAGUAAAUGUAAGCAUAUUAUCUGAUAAUGUUUAUGCAAUUGUCAGUAGACCAUUUGAAAAAUUGUGAACACACAGAACAAUGUCAGAUAGCUGUAAAACAUCAUAUUUUUACUGUAUUAACUGUUCUUCAGGAAUAUAUUCUAUCUCUAUCCCCGUUUCAAGUGAGAGACAUUUGUUUAUAGCUGUAGCUGUAGCAGUGGUGUGCCAAUGGUUUAAAUUCUUGUUCUGUUUUCUCUGGAUUUUAACAAUUUCAGUAUCUACAAUGUCAAACUGUUAUGGUUAAGGCAAAGGAAUUUUGCUCUCUGAAAGCAUCUGAAAUCUAUUGUCGCUAACAGCUUUGUUAUAUGCCAUGCAUUUGAUUUCUUAAAAGUUUCUGGGAGAUUCUGAAUGAAAAGUGCCACACUUCCAGUUACUAACUUAUUUUAGCUACUUACUUACUAAAGCUGAAAGAGCAUUUACACACUUCAAGGGGAAAAAGUAGUGGUCUCUAUUGUGAUUCUGUGCUUUGACAUAAAAAACCCCAACCAACUGAACAAACAAAACACAACCGUUAGUAUAAGUUUUUAAUUGUUUCAUGUCCUUCUUGCCAGAAUCUAGAUGUACAACAGAGCUAUUCAUUUGGAGGAGAAAAGAAGGUUCAGUUUCAUCUCCAUUUCUGUUGUCUCAUACCUCUCAAUGCCAGCACAAUACCUCACAUACCCAAUAUCUUAGCCUGUUGGUGUUUCUUUUUAAGGCUCAGCAAGACAAGGUUCUUCUUCCCAAUGGAUGCUUCUGUUUCUUUCCACUCAGUGCCAUGCCUUCCUACAGAGAGAUGCUGAUCACACACCGCUACUCUCAGAGUGACUUAGGGCUCAGCCCUUUCCCUCUAGGCAAGAUAAUGAGCCUGCACAUUGAUUACCAUAAAGUACACUAUCAAACUGUGAACAUGAAGAUUCUAGAGACUGGAUAAUAAAAGAGCAUGGGGAAGGCUAUUCUGUGUGUAGUAUAUACAGAAGCAUGUAGUUUAGGAUAUGUAUUUAUGUGGGCAAACACUUAUCCGUGGCAAAUUGUAGCAGUGGGAAGAAGGGAGAAGACCCCUGUAAAUUUCCAACUUUUUACAAUGCAUAUAUUCGCAAGUUUUAUAAGAGGUAGUCUGCAUUUAGUUACUUUUCUUUUUAGUACAUUAUGGAACAUGUUGCUAUACAAUGCAAUAAAACCAUAAUUUGUUACUGGGCUUUAGAAAUAAUAAAAUCCUUGUUUGUAUAUUGUAGUCAAAUUUGUAGAAUGUCUUUUGUGUGUUGUACUAGUAUAGUUGUUGACCGUUUUUCAAUAUAUUAAUAAGUUCAUAUUUGUCAUGGUUCAGUUGUUUUUAGACUGCUUACUAGGAUACAUGACAAAUUAGAAUGGUGAGCCUUGUAUUAACAGCACCUUCUCAGAUGACAGUAAUGGCAAGUACCUCCUAUGUUUUUGUAGAUGGUGAACUUUUUAAUAGAAAGGGCAAAAUGUGAGGUGCUGAUAACUUUUUACCAUGUUCAUGUUGCGAGUUGUUGAUGCUGUAAAACCAUGUUGCCUACCUAUGUCAUACACCCAGAGAAGUAGUAACUUUUAGUUAUUUAUCUGCUGAUAAUUUCAUUUUAGAUAACAGUAUUGGUGGUGUUAUCCAGUCAAGAGGAAGCAGAAGUUACUUCUGAUGAAUUCCAAUGAAAACAGCUGUUAACAAAAUUCAUGUCUCACUAACUACCAUUCAAAGUACUUUUUGAAGUAUCAGAAAACUCCCACUCUGUCAGUCUGCUCAGUGUACUUUAAGCAUUGAAUAUUAAUAGUAAUAAAAUAAUUUAAAAUAAUUCUAUACUGCUUUACUGGAUUUUGUUACAGUGCCAAUUCCUCAUGGAAAUUUUUUGGGUCUUGCUUUAGAUACUAUCUAGACAAUGGUAACACAGACUGAAAACAGGGAGAGAAGGCAAUUUUCCUCAGCCACUGUGGUGAAUAGCAGUACUGUGUAAUUAUUAACGAACAAAUCUUCUCUUUCUGGUGGUGAAUCAGAUUUCCAAUUUCAGUUAUAUGUAAUAGGAGAAAAUACAGCAAAGUACAGGUCUGUAUUCUUGUUAUACUGUACCUUUGAAGGAACUUCUCUUAACCUGAGAAAAUACUGAUUGGUUUUUUUAACUACUUCAGUAUUGGACUUAAUGUACAAAAAUAUUCCCAACAAUAUGUAGCUCUUAAAUGCAAGAAAAUCUGGAUAGAAUUUAAGAAAACAAAUAGGUUGGAAAUAGGUUUUGGAUAACAAUACAUUUUGGAUGCCCCAUUCAAGGAAGUGUUCAAGAUCAGGUUGAACAGGGCUUUGAGCACCCUGACCUAGUGAAAGAUGUCCCUGCCCUUGGCAGUCAGACUGCCAAGACAGUACAUAACAGACUUAGAUGUUGAAAGGUCCCUUCUGACUCAAAGCAUUCUGUGAUUCCAAAAUUUUAUGGUCUGUGUCUUGUUUAUACCUACAUGACUUUCAGCUGGAAAAUGCAGGUGCCAAUAUGUGCAACUACCACAGAAAACAGAAAAAGCUAUUCCCUGUCUAUAAAGUGUUAAGGAAAGUGCCGUUCUCCAGAGCCAGCCUAGUAAUAAACACUUCCUCUGGUACUACAAACACAAAGCUCAAACAUUCAUUUUGUCCCACGUUAACUGUCACUGAAUGCAAUAUAGCUAUAAAAUCACAGAAUUGUUUGUGCAGCACUGAAUGUGGUACUAACUCCAGGAUUUUACUUUGUGAUAGUUGCUGAAGUUGAACAUUACAUAAUGUUAAACUAUGAGCAGGAGCUGGCUUAUUAGAAGCAGAUUAGAAAACCUCUGUCCGUUACCAGGGGAAAAAGCAGAGAACACAGAAGUUGGGAAAGAACCAGAGACCAAAGAGUAGACAAAGCAAAAUACCUGUAAGUCUAAAAAAGACUUUUUUUCCCCCCACACACUGUAGCACUAAGCCAUUUCCAAAGCAAAGUAUGUGUGAAGAGAACACUUCACUUUGGUGGGCAGCAGGAGAGGAAAGUGGAACAAAAUUCUUUUUUAAUAAAGGUACCAUGAAUUUGUAAUUCUGUUACAACUUAUUACUGGCUUUUGAAAACUAGUUUAAUGAAGAUGCUAACAGUGAAAUAACACUUUUCAAAGAAGUGAGACAGUGUAACUAACAGUCCAUAUUUAUUCAGAUUUCAUAAUAAUACUGAAAGUCUUUUUGUAGACUCACCAAUUUGUUUGUCCUUCCUUUGUUUGUUUGUUGUUUGUUUGUUUUUUCUGGCCAACUCUUUGAAAAUAAAUUUUCAAGUACAAUAUUUUCGUAUUUGAUGGUACUGAUGGCACUGUUCAGAACUGUGGACCCUGUGACCACACAGGACAAAGUGUGCAUAAUUAUAUCCUGACAGAUAGAACGCUACUGAGUGGAAUGAAGUGAUCUGUUUUGUUACAGUCUGAUUCAAACUAAACCCCCUUCAUUUGGAGACAUGAUAUGUAUUUUCAUUAUCUCCUGCACUACAGAAAAUACUUACCAAGGAUUACAAGAACAAGACUUUCAUCUAAUCAAAUAAGUGGUGCCUGUAACUUGGAGAUGUGACUUCUUUUCCAACAUGUUUGUAUUUGUAAAAAAUUUUGAAUUAGGAAAUCCAGGAUAUUUAUCUUUUCACAAAAAACUAGUUAGUAUGUUUCAAGGUACCAUUAAAUUGCUAGAUUAUUUUUAGAGAGUAAUUUGAUUCUUCUAUAUUAUAAAAUAGAAGUCAAAAUCCAAAAUACUGAUUACCUGCUAUUCUAUAAAUUUGUCUUCCUGUAAGUUUUAAUUUGUCCACCUAUCCCUAUGUUGACAGAUUUAGUUUGAUGUUCUUUUUCUUUCAGGACAUUUAUUUAAAGCUUCUCCCACCCCCUACCCUGUCAUCCCACACUGCAGAACUAACUUGUGUUGUUUCUUGUGUUACUAAGUUUGAAAUACUUAAAAAUUAAUUUGUGUUAUGCUUACUAAUUAACAGGAAUUCUAUUUAAAAUGAAACCAAAAUUGAAUUCUAGAAGUGCCUGUUGAUACCAUCAUAAAAAAGUCCAUUAAAAACAGUUUUUAAGUGUUAAAAAAGCACACACAUUUCUGACUUGGGUAAUGUUGAAUACAGUUCUUAUUCAACACAACUCCUUUCCCCAUUCAUUACUUCCUGUAUUAGCCUGUCCAGUAUAGAAUUAGUCUUAAUUACACAAAAAUUCUUCAAUCAGCUGAUUUUUUUCUCUUCUAUCUUGUUCUUACUCAUAAAUUUUUGCUACGUCUCUUGGGAAAAAAAAAGAGUAUUUUCUCAUAUCUAGUUCCUUUUACAUUUGUAAUAACUGAAUAUUCACAAAGACAAAGCUUUUUUGUAGCUGUUGCAGUUUGUUUCAGGAAAGAUACCCCUCUUAUGCUUUCUUUGGAAAAUUCAGCAAUUGUUUAAAUAUUAUUUUCUCACAAUGAGUCACUUCAGAAUGUGACUGUACGUAAAGUGGCAACAGACAUCUUCGUUAUUAUUUUAAUUUCCUCUACAAAUGUUCAACACUAUUUUGCAUCUGUUCCAGUUACUUUGAAAUAAGCUGUAAAUUGUGUUGCAACACAAUAAAACCUUUCUUUUUCAAAAAGGUUAAUUAAAAAAAAAAAUCAAACCCUCAUAACUAAGGCUGAGGUGAGAAAGCCAGAAUAAGGAUGAAGAGCGAAAGGCUCUCAUUUACUGAACUGAGUUUAGUACUGAGUUUAGACUGCAUAGAUUCAGUGCUACCUUUAAAUAUGCAGUUAAAGUUCUGAAAUGAGAGAACUUUCCCAAUGAAACGAAAAGUUCCACAUAACAGAGUCUAGGGAGACAAAAAGGCUUGUUGGAAAGACCAAAGCACAGUGUACAUGUAGAGAGGAACUGGAGAAAAGAAUUCUGGGCUGGAUAUGACUAAAGACAACUACAAAACUUUAAAUAUUAUUUUUAUGAAUCAAACUAACAAAAAAUAACUCAGGUUACAGCAAAAUUUAGGGAAAACACCUGCUAAUGGAUUUGGAUAAUGAAAAGGAUUAUUCUUUUUCCUGGACUUUUGAAUGGGUGAUUCUUUGUAAGAACCAGAAAAGCAAUCAUUGAAAAACGAAUCCCACUGAAAGUGAGACAAGAUAAUUUCAGGUAUUAGAGUUAUUGAAGACCUGACAAGGAUGCUGCCUUCUGGUUGAGACCUAACAAGGGCACGUGCAUGAGAUUUGCUGUACUAAAGGCAGAGAAUCUACACAGUGAGGCCCCUAUAAAGCAUAAUUGGGUAUAAAGCCCCCUAAAGUGUAACUGGGUAGGUAACUGUCUACCAGUUACGCUUUAGCUUGAAGCUUUUUUAAUUUAACCCCUUUAACUGAGUCUAAAUCAAAGGCCCUAGCCUUUGUUCUGGCAAAUCAGGAAUGGAAAAAAAUAUAUAGAAUAUCUCUUUAUUGCCAUAUGAAAGUAGAAGUCUAUAUUCUUCCAUUUUACAUUAAAAAUAAAUCACAGGUGUCUGUAUGUUUUGGUUCGACUCUUCAGAAAUACAAGGAAUGUUAUGCGUCAUUUACAGCAGAACUUUGGAGAUAUUGUAUGUAAGUUUUACUGUCAUUAGACCACCUGAGGCCUCAUCUAAAAAGUCAAAAUUAUGUCACUAAUAUCAGGUAAAGCAUUAAACAGAAUUCAGCCAAACUGGUUCAAAACCUUUUACUAAAAUUCUUAAUUUGAUUCAACUUGAUGUGAGCCACUACUUUCACUUUGAUUCAAAAUACUGUUUAGGCACUGCAUGUCCAUUUUCAGUUUGUUUGUUUGUUUGUAGCCAAUUUAGAUGACUUUGCAUUGGUUACAUCAACUAGGAAGAAAACACCAAAUUGAUGCUGCCUAGUCGAAGUUGGGAAUUUAGCUAACUUCUGCAGUAAACACCAGUAACCGUAGGUGAGCAAAAUGAAGUGGUAUAAAAAUUAAGCUGGUCUAAUAAACAUGCUGAAUUCUGUGCUUUAAUAUCAGCAACUAAUGAAGAAAAGUUGCACAGGUGGUUUUAGAAAGGGGAAAUAAAAGCACAGGUGGAACAGAGUGGGAAAGAAAAGGAAAAGCAAGAGGAAAGAAAGAAGUGUUUUUAAAAAUCUGUCAGGCUAAGAGGAUUAAGAACUCAGAAUUCUUUACUGUAUUGUUUUCAUUUUCCAUGGGCUUUUUAUAAGCUUUGCUGUCAACUAUCUGGUGAGAACCCAUAUGCAUGUUAUUCUGGUUUAGGGUAUUUUCCAUCUGGACCCUUUCAGUUCUGGCAAAUGAGAUCCCAUAUUCUGUUAUCUGCACCAAAAUUAACAUGAACAUAACAACAUUCCUUGUUAAAGUUUCCUCCUUGCUUAGUUAAGAACUUUCAAUAACUUCCAAGUUAUUUGCUAUAAAUUUUUAGUAUCCUUGCCACUUACAACAAAUAUACUUCAGUAAAUAACACAAAUUCCUCUACCUUGUAAAGUUCUGCUAGUUUUAACCAGGUAGAAGUUAAACUACUCUGGUACAAAGUCUAUUCAUGUAAUGAUACAGUCAGCAGGAGCUAUACCUAUAAACUGUGAACAGCCUGUGAUGAGGAAUAUCUCCUUGCUCUUUGAUCUAAUUUCUGCUUGAAAUCCCUUCUUGAUUGCAGUGCAGGAUUCUGCUGUGUGAUGUCCCUCACUCUGCCAGUCAACAAGAUAACAUGGCAAAGGCACCUGCCCAAGUGUCCCGCUGCGGCAGAAGUCAACGCCUUGCAGCAUCACAACCAAUGGGCAAAAGGAACAUGUGUGACUAAAGAAAGGCUUAAUACUUGAAUAUGCCUGGAAUCAUUCUUAUCUGCAACAAACAAAAGCUCUAGAUCAGGCAAGACCUGGAAUUCCCUUCAGCCAAUCUGUGGUGUUCCUAUUUUAAGGUCUCUCAGCAGGCUUUCAAUUCCUUUAGUAAAAAUGUUCAGCGUUUUGGAGCCUACCAUGCUGUAUUACACUUUUAUUUUAGUAUUAGCUGAACCAAUCUACAAAGGAUGUUGAGAGUUUAUCCCAAGAGCACACCAAACCAGCAAAUCAUCUUGUGAUUCAGAAUACUGUGGGAAAUAUCUGUUCUCAUCCAAACAAAAAAGGACGUUUGAUUCUACAGUUCAGCCACAUACAUACUUUACACCAGGAAACAGGAAAAGACAUCUUGAAUUUCCUGAGAAUAUUUUGGGAGAAUGCCUAAUUUGGUAAUGCAAUUUUAAGUUGUGUUUGAGGGUUUUUUGGUCCAAGUUUGAGGAAGAUGUGAUUUCCUGCUAUGGAAUCCUACCUUAGCAAUACCUUUAAAGUAGUAAAUGUCUAGUAUUUAUUACUCUUUAGCUGGGGCCAAGUAACUUAAAAGCAACAGGUACUGAAUUAUUUAAUUGAUACAAGUUCACAAACUAGGCCAAGUUAGUUUUCCUGCAUCUUCCUACACCAAACCCCUGCAUCUCACUACAGGCCUCUGUAACACCUCAUGUCUUAAGGACUGGAGCUCCAGCAAACCACAGUUGCAUGGCCAGCACCUGCACUCCCAGACCCUAGCUGGGGAACUGGUGACCUUCUGCACGGACCUCUGGAGAUCAUCCAGGCCAAGCCAA
This is a messenger RNA of Motacilla alba alba, 11319 nucleotides long. RefSeq names its product kinesin family member 27 (gene KIF27). The transcript is spliced from 16 exons. Lineage: Eukaryota; Metazoa; Chordata; Aves; Passeriformes; Motacillidae. The record is from RefSeq and is a predicted model, not a curated record. Gene Ontology annotation, molecular function: microtubule binding; ATP binding; microtubule motor activity. Gene Ontology annotation, biological process: microtubule-based movement; mitotic spindle organization. The coding region runs from base 31 to 3747 and encodes 1238 amino acids.